AUGGCUUCGUCGGCACCCGACCAGCAGGAUGCCUGGAGGGUAACUGCUCAAGAGGCGUUCGACAGCAUCCAGAAUCCGCCAGAUGAUAGUGACUCGGAAUCGCCAAUUGACCGGGUCAUCACAGGAAGUAGCGGAGAUGAAUACUCAAUCGCGAGCGAUCCCGAUGAUGACGACUGGGAAACGGCAUUGCGUUGGAAUUGGGACCAAGUUUCGAAAGAGAUGCUGGAUAGCAUCGAUUGGAGGAAGAGUGCGCGAAAUGUGCAGAAGGAUCCAAGUGCACCCAAACCACUGAGACCGCCGCCUCAGAAAGACGACUUCAAGGGGGUGUUCAGCUACGUUGAAUAUAUUCCCACGUGGACCUCUCCGAGAUUCGAUCCCGACAAGGAAUACUUUGGCGUCGAGGGGGAGGACGAAAUCACCUUUCAGCGGUGGAAAUCCAGCUUCUGGUCCCGCCUUCGGCCUGCACAGGCAAUGGUUGACUCCUUCUACAACCCUACGGAGAUGGCAAAGCGUUACGGCAUCUAUCCCAAAAGACAGGAUGGCAGGUCAAGACUAUCGCCUCUCGACUCGGUAUCAAGAAAGGUCCUGUUGGAUAAGCCGAUCACGACUCCAAACGGUACAGAAAAGAGCUUUGUGGACAUGAAGUACUACAAGUGGGUUUACGACCAUGAGUAUCAGAGUCCGGAGAACGCGCCCAACGUAGCCGCUGGACAGAGCUUCGAGGAUUUUUUGCUCGAGCGGUCAAGGGCCAGUGAAGAUGCACAGCAGCAAGAUCCUUCCGAGGUUUACGAGAAGCUGCUACUGUUUCACAAUCAGAUCAGAGACGAUCAGGAGUAUCAAAGAGCCUACUUCAACGAGUUUACCACUGACGAGUUGCUCGCUCAGAAAGUACUUCAUUUUCGAGACGACGUCGGGUACGACCUCCAAGGCGUUUUGCACCCGCUUCUUAGGCGAGAAAAGUGGAUUACAACCGAGGAUCGAGGCGACGAUAUAGACACGCCAAAAUUAUUGUGGUCUUUUGGCGGGAACAGAGGGGAAUGGUCGGCGCAUGACGACACCGUCUGGACCGCCCUGCAGCCAGCAUUACAACUCCUGACUCGGUUCCUGCGGUUGGAUGCACCAGUCUUUACCAGCAUGAUGGACUACCGUAGCCAGCGGCCUUUCGACCAAGUAAUUCUCUGGGGACGCAGGGCCGCUGGCAAGAGACAGCGCAUCGCGUGGUUUGCAGAAGUGGACCCGAACAAAUCCUGGGCAUGUCUUGCAAGACUACACGACCUAGGAUUCAACUCUGUAGAGUGGGUCCAGACUAUUCUGGAGGAGCGCCUGGAGUUGGUGGUGGGCUCGGCGUAUCGCGACCAAGAUGGCAGAUGCAGCUCAAGACAUUUUGCCUGGACCAACUUGAUGGGGCGGAUCGAUGUUGCGCCUGACAUAAAAACGCUGAGCAGCAACUGGAGAAUCAGAAUAGAAGUCGCUGCCGAAAUCAUCUGGCCGCUUCUAUCACCAAAUUUUACCCAGGCGGAGAAGCUGACGUGCUCCUUUGCCCUCGCCGCGACACUAUUUCACGAGUUUGCACAUGCUAUCACAAUUGCACUGGAGACCAUGCGUGUGUACCCAACGCUGUUCUCCCAGAAAGAAUUCGAACCUGGUUCACGGCUCUCGCAUGAGGAACAUCAUGAACUCAUGAUUGCCAACCAAGAGAUGCCAGAAGAUGGUAGCGAGCCUUUCUUUGAGUAUCACACGGAGGCCGAAGCAGGAUUUGCCGUCGAAGCCGAGAUAUUUGGAGGCACUGUUUACCCCAUCUUUCACUCCUCGGCAGGCAAUACCCCCGACCACUUCGGCAUUCUCACCACCGCACUCAACUUGUCACCGUUCCCUAGACCUCGCCCAGUUGAAGUAAACAACCUUCCCAUAGACGUGCUCCCAGAUUGGACACCCCCUGUGCUCGAGUUUGCCACACCGCUUCCCUACGACGUGACGGCCCGGCUCUUUACCCAAAGGUUCUGGGACAUGGACUACAAAAGAUUUGGCCUCGAGAUGCUGAAGCUGUACCCAGAAGGCAGGAUCACCAAAGGUGCGGUUCCUCGUAUGGCGAUGCACAUGGUAACUGCCCUGGCGCCCAUAUUUGGAAAGAAGAGAGCCCACUGGAUGACCAGGGCCCUCCGCGAGCUGAACCAAAAGGGAUUCGAUACCAUCGCAAACUACCUCAACGAGGUGUGCAGACAGUACGUCUUACCCAAGGUGACGCGACGAAACUGGUACCUUGAGAGCCAUAGAUGGCCUUUUGAUGUUGCGAGGGUUCAAGACUGCCUGGACGGUGUACGGGUGACGGGCAACCGAUUCCUGGUUGCCUUUGCUAAGCUGACGGAGGAUGAGGAUCAAAGGCGUCAAACCGUCAGGAACUUCAUGUCCGUAGCACAGCAGCCGACAGUAGCACCAGCCGUCAGCUUCGAAGCAUGCUUUGGGCAUUACAUGGAGCAACUCACACGAUCGACGGAACAGACCUUCUUCGCGUUCAUAUCGUGGCUGAAGGCUCUGGAGCGUGUCAUGGCCUUGAGGCUGCAACAGUCACAGUUUCUCGUCCGUUCGUACUUGCAGCUUGACAUAUCCGACCGAUGCACCAUUAGUGAGGGCAGAGGAAAGCUGCUGCGCGGACACAUGAGAAAGAUCGUCAUCGUGCCAUACAACAAAGUCAAGCUGUGUUUAGUGGCAACGGUGAACUUCAUACAGUCGCGACUUGACCACGAAACGGCAAGGAAAUACGUUGCAGAGCUCGAAGCGUCCUAUGGACACUUGAUGAGCAUUGCACAGAUGACAGAGGAGACGAUGGGUUAUCUGAAACCAGCCAACGAACACAGGAACGUCGACGGCGCCGGCGCCACCUUGGCUUACUUGCCGUCGAGCACUUUGGACCCAGCGGCGCGUGCCGAGCGUCUCAGGCCAAUCGCCAUGGCAGAUUUGGAGUUUGUAAAAUCCGAACAAGUCAAGGAAAUCGUGAGCGUCUUCGAGACCAUAUUUCGGGCCCAAGAUGGAAACGAGAUCCUGUCCAGGGAUCAGGCCACGCUCGACGAUAAGCUCGACGAACUGAGUAACCUUCUCGGGGCGAGGGGCGUGGGUGGCGUGAGCGCGCAAGCUGCUGUUAGCGACCGGCAGUCCAGACCUCCAGGAGGCCCCGGGUCGGGCCCUGGGCGGGGUCAGCGUGGCGCUGCGAAUAUGUUCAAAUUGGGUCCAAAGACCGGAGGCAGCUCGCGGGUGACCAAACAGCAGAAGACCACGACAACAAAGCUGCGUAAGUUCCAUGCAGAGACCACUGUCAACAGGCUUUUCAACCGAAACCCAGCUGGGAAAUCUAGCAGAACCACACACACCUUCCAGAAGUCCACUGCCCUCCCCAAUGCACCCACCAUCACGGGGUCGGCUCAGGCCUCCACGCCAUUUACCCAGUAUGCAUCCGCCAACGCGGCAAUGAUGGGCUUCCCAUCACAGACGCCAGGCCAGCCAUCCGCAUUCGCCGCCCCCGCACCACCGGCAAACCCUUUCGACGACAGCGCAAUGCCCGCUCGGCAGCAGCAGCGCUUCCCGCUGUUCCCGCACCCGUUCGCAGACCAGACCACGCUGAACGAUGACCUGACGCCGGCGGAGCGGAACUGGGGCGCCCAGAUCGCCGUGGCGCAGCUGCCCAACGACAUGCGGUCCUAUCGCGGGCGGGUUGCCGAGAUGCUCGAGUUCGACGGCGCCGCCGCCGCGUCGGCCCUCAUGACUAUGGCGUCGCUCGGCCCGCCCUCGCAGGAUGGGGGGCCCGGCAACAGGCGGCAGGCGCUGGCCGUCCAUGCGGCCGUAACCCAGGCAGUAAGCGCGACCCAGCCGGCCACGGCUGCUGCGGGCCCCGCGGAUCUCCGCUCCGCCGCGGCUUCCAUGCAGCCCGUGCAGCUGCUGACGGCGACGUGGGCAGCUGCGUGGACUCCCAGUGGCGCCGGUGCCGGUGCCGGUGCCGCGGCCGUCAGUGUGACGAAUCAGCUGGCGGAGUACGCGACGCGGCGGAUGGUCCAAGAAGGAUCACAGUCUCAGCCCCAGUCGACUGCCCCAGGUGGCGAUGGCGCUGCUUCUGCUGCUGCCCCUAAUCCACAGGCUGGAGAGGUGCCGAGUUGGACACAGCUAUCGACCGUCGAUCGGAUUCUGGGUGCUGUGAUGGUUGCGAGUGGUCCUGAUGCUAUGGAGAUUGACGAUCAGGAUGAGGAGACUCAGUGA
Pyricularia pennisetigena is the source of this 4245-nucleotide messenger RNA. RefSeq lists its product as uncharacterized. The transcript is spliced from 6 exons. The coding region runs from base 1 to 4245 and encodes 1414 amino acids. The record is from RefSeq and is a predicted model, not a curated record. Lineage: Eukaryota; Fungi; Ascomycota; Sordariomycetes; Magnaporthales; Pyriculariaceae.